AUGUCCCUCGCCGCUCUCAUCAAUGCUGUUCGCAACAUUGAUCGUGGCCCUGCCACCGGGUACGAGGCAAACAAUGACAAGCUGUUGCUUCGCUUUUACGAUGUACUAAUGCGAACCUGGCACCUGGGCUUUACGUCCUUCGGAGGGCCUCCUGUCCACUUUCGAAUUUUCUAUCAGCGCUUUGUAGAGGGUCUUGGAGGCAAAACACCAUGGAUUGAUGAGCAAACGUACCAAGAGCUUUUUGCCUUGUGUCAAGCUUUGCCCGGCCCUGGAAGCACCAAAAUGCUCUUCUGCAUGGCCCUCAUCCAUGCCGGCUUUCUUCCCGCCAUAGUUACCUUGCUAGCCUGGAGUUUGCCAGGCGCCGUGGGCAUGUUUGGACUUUCGCUGGGAGUUCAAAGACUGGAUGAGCUGUUACCAGACAUUGUAUAUGCUCUUCUAUCUGGCUUGAAUGCUUCAACCGUUGGCAUCAUUGCAUUGGCAGCAGUUCAACUAGCGGAGAAGUCUAUAAAAGAUAACAUAACCAGAAUCCUUGUUAUUGGCGGAGCGUGUGCCGGGCUGUGUUACAAUGCCUUGUGGUACUUUCCAACGUUAAUGGUAAUAGGGGGCUGUUCGACCGCCGUAUGGGACCUUUACGGUCGACGAAAUGUUGCAAAGUUGCGCAGGAAGCUCCGCAGGCAAGACAGAGCUGCUGAGCUAAAUACUGAAGAAGGCACUGCCCAAACAAGUAUACCACUCCAACAAGCGUCAACUACCACGGGUGUACAAAGACGGACGGUCUCAAAAGACGAUGAUGCACCGGAUACAUCCGAAAGACAUCCAGGCCCUCCUACGUCUUUUAUCGCGAUCUUGGUAGUACGAGGAACCAUGGAUAAGCCACCGCUUGAGUUGGAUCUCUUCACAAACAUGUAUCUGGCCGGAACCAUCAUUUUUGGUGGUGGGCCUGUUGUUAUCCCCCUUCUUCGAGAAUACGUCGUGGAACCUGGCUGGGUCAGUCCCAGGGACUUCCUUAUCGGUCUAGCUAUCAUUCAAGCAUUCCCCGGGCCGAAUUUCAACUUUGCGGUGUUUCUGGGGGCAUUGGCAGUAAUCUCAACCAGCUCUCCAACGAUACUUGGUGCCUUUUUAGGAUACAUCGGUAUUUUUCUCCCCGGAAUCUCAUUGGCCGUUGGAUUUCAGAGCUGUUGGCGGGUUAUAAGGAAGUAUCCAAUUACGACCAGCGUGCUCCGCGGGAUGAAUUCAACGGCUGUCGGACUCGUCUUCACGGCCGUUUACCGGUUAUGGGAGAUAGGAUACUUGAGUUCCGAUGCUUCUUCUGGGCAAAGUUUGGGAAAAGAACCUUUUUGGCUGGUUGUGGCCGCACUGACAUAUGCUGAGAACGCUUGGUUCAAUGUACCCCCUGCUAUCGCAAUUAUAUUUGGCGGUAUUCUAGGAUUGUGCUGGUACGGCGCUGUGGGAAGAUAA
Coccidioides posadasii C735 delta SOWgp is the source of this 1458-nucleotide messenger RNA. The record is from RefSeq and is a predicted model, not a curated record. NCBI's taxonomy places the organism in Eukaryota, Fungi, Ascomycota, Eurotiomycetes, Onygenales, Onygenaceae.